GCGCACGUGGAGGCUCCGUCGUCUGUGCGGCGGGGCCCAAAGGGCGGCGCGCGUUCGGCCUCUCCUUUAUAAGAGGGGAGAAGGGGAAGGAGGCGGACGUGCUGCUCCUCUCUGCUUCGGCCGUUUGCCCCGAGGGCGAUGCCUAACCGCAAAGGCGCGCGCAACGCUUAUUAUUUCUUCGUGCUGGAGAAGCUCCCGGAGCUGAAGCGGCGGGGCCUGGCCGUGACGGGCGUGCGGGAUGCUAUCCCGUUCUGUUCCGACGACUGGGCGGUGAGCGGGGCGAGGCGAGGCGGGCCUCCUCUCUCUCGCCCUUCUUGGUCGGCGUGGGGAGCCGUGUUAGACCCUCCAUGGAGUUGGAUAACGUGUUUUUGAUUCUCAAGGAGGGAGGGGGACAAGUUGUCGAUAGUGGUUACGUAUCAGCUGUUUGGGGAAUUUAAACCCCCCAUACACACCCCAGCUGAAGAAUGAAUGCUGUAAAAUACUUUAAAAAACCAAAUGUGAGGUCAACGUUUUCAUUAAUUAGACCCUUUUUACCUCACUUUUCCUAUCAAAGACUCAUGGUGGCUUAGAAUGAGCAACUUAAAAAAAAAGUUUGAUGCUGCCUUCAGUGGAGCCUUUAACUGCUAUUGUAGUGAUGGAGAGUGACUGGCUACCCUACCACUUAGGUUUGGUUUCAGCCCUCUUUUUAAAAAAUGUCUGUUUGUAAAGAAAUGGUGGACUCUUGUAAGGUGCAUUCCCUAAAUGGGUCUUUUUUCCACUGCUAGUCAUAUGCACAAAGAGGCAUCUGCCAAGGUUUGAAAAAGUAGUCAUGCCAUGCUAUUCGCAAUAAUCCAACAGGUGAAAGAUUGGAGAAACUAGAAAGAUGACUAAAGUCAGUGCAUAGAAAUAUACAGACUGCAGGUUGCAGAUAUACAGGUUGCAGACUUCCCAAAUCCUUUGAAUUCUUGGUAUGUGAACAGGGUUUACACCCUUUAGGUACAACAGUCUUGCUUCAGGUUAUGCUACAAGCACCCUGGGAUAUAUCCAACUAAGUUGUACUCAGAUUAGACCGUUUGGAAUCAAUGGAUUGACAUUUCUUAACUGUUGUCCAAGUCUGCUCUGAGUACUGUAUGGCUAAUAUCAGAUACCACUCAUUUACUGGUGUGUGAACCACAUUGAAUUCUGUAGGCUAGGGCUUUCCUCUAGACAAGCUUGCAAAGUUCUGAGUGGUGGGAAAGUUGCUGAGCACAAUCAACCCAAAGUUAAUCACUUUUUAAAGUUAGGCUGACUUCUAUGAGAGUUAAGAUUGUUCUUAACUUUCCCAGUGGAAUUACUGAGGCUUAAAAGCCUUAACUGACUGCAUCGUGUUCAGUAUCUUGGUGUUGUAGUGAUGGGGGGAAUUGCUUUAAUUAUGGUAGAGAAAUAAUGGCAAGCCCUUAUGUUACACUGGUUUUACUUCAAGAUGCUGACUGAGGAACAAAAAGAAAAGUAUGCAGAAAUGGCUCGUCAACGGAAAGCUAAGAAAUCAGAAGUAGCAACAAAAGAGGUGAAUGAAUGAAUCUGGAAUAGGGAAAAUCAGUUUUAUCUUUUCAGAGGCAAGUUAGUAAUUAUAUAAUUAUAGUAUAAAUUGGAAGAAAAUCCCAUUAUAGUCUGUGGGAACAAAAGAAAAGUAACUUUGAUGUGUUUGAAAGAAGGUUCUGAGUGAGCUGGUCAGUCACAGGUGUUGUAUAGUUGUGAUUAUAAUGAGCCCUUCCAAACAAGCCAGGUAGGUUUUUAUGUUGCAGCUGUUCCUGAAAUAGGAGGGUUGAAUCCUUUGACAAAGUUCACAUCCACACUAUAUAUUUGAGACACGUGAGUUCCACCAAGGAAUCCUGAAAAUUGUAGCUCUGUGAGGAGUAAAGUACAGUUCCCAGGAUUCUUUGGUGGAAAUAAAUGUGUGGUGUGGAUGUGACCUAAUAAGCAAACGUAACAAUAGAAUGCAGGGCUCAACGUUUAUAAUUCAAAAACGUGAGCCUUAAAACUGGUGAUUGUGUUGUAUGUUACUUUUUCUUCCUUCUUGUAAAAAUAGAUGGGAAGUCUGAAUUGUAAACUUUCUAGUCUUGAAAACUGUGAGUUAAUAUUUAAAUAAGAUAUAUCACAGUGUAACUGAGUUUAAACUAUAGAUAAUCCACAAGAAGGUUGUUUUUAGCAUAUGGUGGAGUCCAGUGAUGCCUAUUUGUUUGCACAACUGAAAUCUGCUUGUGAAAUAGGACUUCCACUUGUUCUUCUUCCCAGUCCCCACAGAACCUGCUCUGGAAAGGUCCAAAAUCCAGAGCAGAUUUGCACUACACUAACUCCCACCCAUAGGUUACAAUGGAAGGUCUAUAGGUGAGGUCAGUUCUUUUUAUCUAAAAAAAAAAAUGUUUAGGGAUACUCUCAUUUUCACUCAAGAAAAUGACCAUUUUAUAGUUCAAAUUGAGGAAAAUAAAUACAGUCAUACCUUGGGUUAAAGACGCUUCCAGUUAAUCUUUUCAGAUUGCGUCCUGCGGCGACCCGGAAGUAACAGAACGGGUUACUUCCGGGUUUCACCACAUGAACAGACGCUCAGAAUGACAUCACACGCAAUCGCGGCACGCACAGACGCAGGUUGCAUUCUGCUCAUGAUGCGAACAGGGCUCCAGAACGGAUCCCGUUCACAUCCAGAGGUACCACUGUACAGUAAAUGGACAGAAGUACAAAGAUUCACAGAAUAUUUAGAGGUCUGCGUCCCCCCCAGCAAAAAAAGUCCUGGGUGAGGUUUCAUUCCAUCCUACUUGAGAAUAUAUAAGGUUGCUGCUAGGAUUGUGUCAAGGUGCCAUUUUUGUGAGGGGCAAACUUCAUUAGUAUUCCAUUGUGGUAAUUUGGACCCCUGCCGCUGGUGUGGCUGCACAUCACCUAUGUGAAAGUGGGAGUUCAUACAGAUGUCACCUCGGUGUAAGCCCAGUACAGUGAUACCUCAGGUUAAGUACUUAAUUCGUUCUGGAGGUCCGUUCUUAACCUGAAACUGUUCUUAACCUGCAGCACCACUUUAGCUAAUGGGGCCUCCUGCUGCUGCCACGCCACCAGAGCCCGAUUUCUGUUCUUAUCCUGAAGCAAAGUUCUUAACCUGGAGCACUUUUUCUGGGUUACCGGAGUCUGUAACCUGAAGCGUAUGUAACCCGAGGUACCACUGUAAUAAGGUGACUUCAUGGCAGGGGGGUGUAUGUUAUGUGAUUGGCUCAUAGUUUGCAGGUUCUACAGGGCCAGGAGAGGAAAAGAUUAGUCUUAGCAGUUUUAAUUGGAUACUACUGUAGUUGCUUUCCCUUCAUUCAUAUAUGAUUAACUGAUGGAUUGUCUACACUUUUCAUAGCCGCCCAGCCAAGUCCCACCACCUCUUCCCACAUUUCCUUCCUCACAAACUGAGAAGAGAGUUUCUGCUGCAAACCUCAUUGGUCCACCUGGGAAGAGUGAUAAAGGUAAAUGAUAGUUAUAUUAGUUCACCUGAUCUGCCCAACCGCAAUGUGUUCAUUGUGACUGGAGACUGUGCUAGCAGGUCUGCUUUUUGUUGCUUCCAGGAAAGUGAGUGGUAAUUGUGGGGGCAAGAUAUAAGUUGACUACUUAUCUCAAGAACCGCCUGUUUCCAUGUGAACCUACUUGGAUCCUGAGAUCAUCUUCUAAGGUCCUUCUUUGUCUGUCCUCUCCAUAAGUCCGGAAGGUGGCAACACAAGUGCAAGCCUUUUCUGCAGUGGCUCCCUGUUUAUGGAAUGCUCUCACCAGGGUUGUUCAGCUGGCACCUUUAUACACCUUUAGGCGUCAGGCAAAAAUGUUCCUCUUCAACCAUGCCAUUGGCUAAUCAAUAUCCGAUACCCUUUUAAAUGUGGUGGGGGUUUGGGGGGGAUUAUUGGUUUGUCAUUGUUCUUAUUUUUAUUAUGUAUUUUGUGUUUUUUAUAUUGUAAUUUUAUGUUGUGAACUGCUCAGAUCUAUGAAUAAAGGGUGGUAUACAGAUUCAGUUUUUACUUUUGUAAUUAAUAUUAUAAUCAGGAGUGUGGAAGUGGGGGAAUUGGUCACCAGCUCAGGGGAGGCAAGAAUGAAUUAUAAUUAUUAUCCUUAUUAUUUAUAUGCCACCCAUGUGACUGGGUUACCUCAGCCAUUCUGGGUGGCUUCCAACAAAUUAUAAAACCACAGGAAAACAUACAUUAAAAACUUCCCUAUACAGGGCGGCCUUCAGAUGUCUUCUAGUUGUCAGGUAUUUGUUUAUUUCCUUGACAUCUGAUGGGAGGGUGUUCCAUAGGGCGGGUGCCACUACUGAGAAGGCCAUCUGCCUGGUUCCCUGUAACCUCACUUCUCACAGUGAGGGAACCGCCAGAAGGUCCUCAGCACUGGACCUCAGUGUCCAGGCUGAACGAUGGGGGCGGAAACAUACCUUCAGGUAUACAGGACCAAAGCCUGAGUGCAGGACAGAGUUCAAAUAAGGAGGAGGUGAAAGUACUGAACCUGGUGGAAUAGAGGCAGUGGGUGGUAGAGCAUUGAGAGUGGGGACUCCAAAUAAGAAACUAAAGCUGCUACAGGAUUUGAUGUUGAAAUAAGAAGUUAUUGAAGCCCAAUGUAAUCCUUAAGAGUUGUUGUCUACAUGCCUUGAUCAAAAAGUUCAUUGGAACAUUCAGGAGCAGCAUUUUGUGUCCAUGACAUUUUGGUCCUUCUGAUGCUUAUGGUACAAGCAAUUUGCUUUGGUCUGAUGGUUAUGGUGACCCAUGAAGUAUCUAGUGGAGCUCUUAACAUGGGCAGGUAGUUCUAGUUCUCCCAGAUAUUCCAACUGCUUAUGCAUUGUUUUUUAGUGACACUCAACUGCAGCAUAUUUGUGACAAGGCUCAUCAUUUUACAAGUAAUGUUGCAGUUACUGGCACAUGGCGCUGCUUUUAAAUCAUCCGUUCUUCCCUCUCCAAAUGUAUAAAACAUCCAAAAUCUCCUGGUGACUUCUCUGGUAAUGCCUGAAUGGCUGUCUGCAAGGCACUUUUUUGGUAGUGAUUUGUAAGCCACUUUGGAGGAUUUCUUUGACUGCAGAGCAGGCUAAAACAUCAUUCAGUAACUAAGGGAGUAGCUGAAAGUUUGCUAAGCAGGUUUAGAAGGAUUCACUGCCUGUGACUAGCCACCAGUUGAUAUGUAAAGAUGGUAUGAUUUUGGGUUUUUUGUACUUUUGCAAACUUAGGCUUUCCUCAGCCUGUGAUACUUCCCCUAGUGCAUUGGUGGUAUAAUGUGGGAUGCGUAGGGAUCCAUACAGAAGAAAUUUAACAGAAUGAGUUUUCUAGUGUUACAUAGGAUUCACUGAAACAUUUAAAGCAAUAGAUCUAAGAUGACACUUUCCAAUUCUCUUGGUGUCAGCAGUGGCUUUGUGAGUUCUGAGGUUGCAUCUCAACAUCCCAGACAAGUUUCUGUGAUGUUUUUAGGCUCAACUCAGGGAAAAUGUAGUCUCUGAUCUACCAGAAAACUAUCUUUUGAGAUGGCCUCCAUUGUUACUCAACUGCCAAAAAACAUGCGUAAUUAAACAGAUAAUGUCUACUACUUUGUGGGGAGUGGACCACUAUUGACCACUUUUUCAGUGUAGACACUGUCUUAUCUGAGGUUUCUUAACCACUUUUGUAUUAUAAAGAAUGAUAUUAGCCUUGGUUUUAUGAUCUGAGAUUGCUGCAUCGUUAUAAGCAGACUGUUUUGGCUGUAGCAGGUUGGGGAUGGAACACCACAUGACAAUUCAAAACUUGGCUACAUUACCUCUUUAAAUCCCGUUUCCCCUCUCAAGGACACUAGUUUGCUACAAGUUGCUGGGAAUUAUAACUCUGUGAGAGAUAAACUACAGUGCCCAGAAUUCUUUGAGAGGGGAAAUGUGCUUCAGAGUUAUAAUGUGCAUGCAGUCCGGUUGAGGGCUGCUUGGAAAUUGGAGUUGCAGGUAAGUGACUUAGUUUCAUGAUUUUUUUUCAGUGCUACAGGUAUACAUUUUACUCCAACUAUUUUACUUUUUUGUUAUAGUAAUAAUAAAAAACAAAUACUCUCCACUAAUAUUCUUAAUACAAAAUCUUGUUUCAGUUGUACUUGAAACCACAUUCUUCUACCUGAAUAUCUUCAGCCAUGGAGUUCUACCCUCUCAUUGCAAACAACGUUUCCUUCCUUGCGAAAUUGGAUGUGUGAAGUAUUCACUAAAAGAUGGCAUAAUUGCAGAGUUUCAUCAUUUUUUAGAUCCUGGUGAGCUUUUGGAAUCAGAAGAGAUGAAAUUUGUCUUUCAUCUGUGCGGGGGUGGGGGUAGGGAGAAGAUAUGCAGGAUUCUGUUUGUCCAGGACAGUUAAUUUGUAUGCAUUCUUGCACUAUGAAAAAAUAAAAAUGGCUUCAUAUAGUGGACAAAACCACAUUGACAGCAUUACUUAAUGAAGAAAUGAAACUUAACUGGAAACAUUCCUUGUGUCAGCAGAAGACAUGAAUUGUCCAAAUCAAUAUGUUCGUAUGUUGUGCAUUUUUAAUCUCUGUGUUACGAAAGAUACAUUAUAAAGAAAUAAAAUUGUACUUCUAGACAAGUAUUUGGACACUGAUUUACUAUUCUGUAGGAAAGCAGAAAAUGGUGUAUUAUAACCAUGAAAUCCUACAGACAGCUUGGUAUUGCAUAAUAAAGCCUGAGUUCUUUUUGGUUUUUUGCAGGAGAGGUGCCAAGGGGAUUUCGCUUUCAUUGCCAGACAGCAAGUAGGUAUUGGGCAAGAGAUGUGGAACCUUUGGAUUGGCAGCAUUUUUUUAUGACCCGCAUAUAGACUUCCAAUUAUUUUUUAAUUAUUUUAAAGAACAGUUCUUAUGCCAGAUAUCCUAUGGCAUUUUAUUUGUAUCUUGUUUAUUAUUAUUUAUACAAAAUAUUUUUAUAUCACACUCAUAAAAUAUCAGAGCAAUUUACAACAGUAUAAAAACACAAACUAUUAAAAGAAGGACAAAGCAAUCUUUAAAAGGACUGGCUACUCAAUAAAAAAUUUAAAGAUUGUAUGGGCCUGUUUCCGUAACAAAGCUUAGUAUGUCUUCCCAAGUAACAUGUUGAAGUUAUGCUCUUAACCAGACUCAUAUUCAUGCAUUCAUUUAGGUUUCAGUCAUUCACUUGUGUUUCCAAAUAAUAAGGGUUAGACAUUGCAUACACCACCUUGCCCAAAUCUUUGGGGAUGGAAGAUGAAAUUAAAGUAUCUGGACUGCAGUGUUAGUGGUGUUUGCUGUCUGGUUUGCCCUAAUCUCUGGUUCAGUAAUAUUUUACACAGAGUAGUUCAAUUCUUGAAUAUUAGGCAGUAUAUUAGCUGCCUUGGGACUGCUGGUGAAUGGCAGGCAUGUAAAUAAAUAGGAUCCUUGGGUAAUCAUUUACCUUUCUAGACAGCUAGUGAAGUUCAACCAUUGACAGGCCUUGACUGACCUGCACUUGGUUCAACCAGACAUCUUGGGUCUAACAAUCUUCCUUUACAUUGGUGAUAAACCCUAUCUCACAGGGUUGUUGCAAUGAUAAAAUGCUUGGGAAAAAACCAGACAAGUUCUUGAAUGAUAUAUUUAGGUGUUUUUAGUGAAACUGAUAUAUUAAUCCUGCGAACUGUAACUAAAGUUAAAAGUACAAAUGCGUGUGAAAUAAGGUGUUUCUUCUGAAAAGCCCUGACAAGGCACUUUGAUUUUCUCUUAGGUGAUGCUACACAUAGGAUUCCCCUAUCUGGCUUUGAGCUUGUAACUGCAAAUCAUUCUGUUGUGUUACGUGAGCUAUACUCAUUUAUUCAGCCACGGUGGGGCGCCUGGCCACCUGUGUAUUGUAAGGUAUAAUGUAACAUUUUUAGACUUUAAUGGCUCUCUGCUUUUCAGAAGAGGUCAGAACAAAAAUCUCUACCCACAUGCUUCAGUUAGCCUUUUCCCUGGUUAGCUGUGGUGUGUGUGUGUAUAAAAAUAUAGGUGACCUCACCUCAAGUAAGGUUGGAGUACACAGAUGUUUUAACUUUUAAGCUGUCCAUUGACAAUCUCUAUAGCAUAAGGGCUUCACAUAAAGAUUUCCAGUUUUGAGGCCUUUCCUUAAGGAUAUUUCGUUGGUACAAAGUGGUGUCUACAUUCAACCUAAAAGAGCGUAUAGUUGUAUUCCUGAAUUGUUAUUCUCCAAGGCAGACCAAAUACCUAUGGAGAGUUCUUUUGGCUUUGGUCAGAUUAUGUAUCAAACAGCUGUAGACAGGAAAAAUUUCUGUUUCGGUGUUGGAGCAGAUACCCUUAUCAAUAAUAAGUUUUCUCACAUAUCAGGAAACCUUAGCCAUAGAGGUCUUAUAAUAAGAAUACGUAGUCUAGAUUUAUUAAUUCUGUUUAUUUGAUUGUAUAAUGUAUACUUAAAACUUCUUUUGCAGUCUUCGGACCAAUUUAGGGUCAACUGGUGCCUGCAGCAUAUGGCUAGAGAAGUGGGUAAGAAAAUUUUCCUUUAUAACAGGAAAUAAGUUAAUAUUCAGAUACAGUCUCUGCUGCUCCUAAAACUUACUUUUUUAUAAUAGGCACAGUUAAUAAUCUGGAGAGUCUCUGUGUGGAAGAUCUUGUUGUGGAGCUGUAUUAUCAGAAGCUUCAAAAGGAGCCUUCUAAGGCAUGGGUGUGUAACUCCCUGGAUGCCUCCAUGUGGGAUUACUCCAGCAAUACUAGGUAUAAUAUAUAGCUCUAAAAAUCAUAAUAACUGCUGUACCUACCUGAACCACAGUGACUUGACUACUAUGAGAUGAGAGUCUGUUAUGACCAGGAAAAAAUGUGAUUGACAGAUUCUCCAUAGUUCUACAUUACACAAAACUAUGGCUUAGUGUCUGGGGCAACCCAGUCAGAUGGGUGGGGUACAAAUAAAUUAUGGUGCUAUAAGCGUGCAUGUUGAAUGCUAAUCUAAAGCCUUGCACUCAUUUCAGAAAAGAGUUUGAGACAUUAAACUAAGGUUUAGACUCAUUGAAAUUGACGAAUAUGCUUGUGUUUGGUUCAUUAAUUUCAAUAGGACUGCUCUUGAGUAAAAUUUGGUUGAAAACACCCAUAGAGCUAUUUUGUAGUUUUUAAAAAAUAUUUAGUAGUUUUUAAAGUCUAAACAGCCAGAUUUUUCUACAAUGAAGGUGGGUAUCAUUGAAUAAGGUAUUUGCUUCUAUAGGCCAAGCAGGAUUAUGCGAGUUUCAACUGGCACCCUGUGUGGGAUAGUGCCUCUACACAUUCUAGUCCUACCUAGCUUUGAGCAGCCGGCCUCAGAGUUCUACCAAAUGUUUCACUUUGCCUAUUUCAAUUCUCUCUUGCCAUGUAAGAAAAAGCUAUUGAACAUUCUUCACUACUCUCUUCCACAAACCCCCUGGAUUGUCCUCUUAAAGCACUUUAUACUGUGAUAGAGGGUUGGGAAAAUUAAUGUUUCUGUCUUGAAGAAGUUUCUAAUGCCAAACAGUGGAGUAGAUGAAAAAAAAGGUAAGUUGUUUGUCUAGAACUUGAAAAUGUCUUACUGUUGAAGCAUAUACAGUGGUACCUCGGGUUACAUACGCUUCAGGUUACAGACUCCGCUAACCCAGAAAUAGUACCUCGGGUUAAGAACUUUGCUUCAGGAUGAGAACAGAAAUUGUGCUCCGGCAGCGCAGCAGGAGGCCCCAUUAGCUAAAGUGGUGCUUCAGGUUAAGAACAAUUUCAGGUUAACUACGGACCUCCGGAAUGAAUUAAGUACUUAACCCGAGGUACCACUGUAUUUGAAACUCGACAUUCAUGAUGAAAGUAUUAUUUCUACUUAGGUGCAAGUGGCAUGAAGAAAACGAUGUAGUGUUCUGUGCUCUUGCUACUUGCAAGAAAAUUGCGUGAGUAUGAAAAUACAGUGAAUAUCUUAGAAUGUUUUUGCAUCUUAAAACGAUUUUGGACAUUAGUUUCAUAUCCAAUGUCUGGGGUCAUCUUGUCUCUCUUUCAAGUAUAACCUGUUGGUUCUUUUGGCUAUUCUUUAGUAAGCAUUUUGUCGGCUGCAUUUGAAUGAAGGAGCAACUGAUGUGAUUUUGUGGCACUUCUGCUAUUAUAGGAAGAAAGGAAUUUUAAAGAUCCAAAUAAAAUAAAAUCUAUUUCUUUCUGAUUAAGUUUUCCAAGUGUCACUUACUAGACAGGUCAGUUGGGAAAAACUUCAGGUUUGCAUUGCCACCAAAAAGGUCUCUGAAUUUUGGGUAUCUUUCAUGAGGAAGAAUUUUUUUACCUUGCAUUUGCAAACUUUGUUGUGGUUUAUUUAUUUUGGAGGAGGAUGUGCCACACAUAUGCAGAGACCAGUUUUAACACACACACACACACACACACACACACACACACACACCUGAUUCAUCCAAACUGGUUGCCCGAGGCCUUAACUAGAAGGGGCUUGAGAAGCAGCAACUUGUCUCUCAGACAACUCAAAAGAUCUUCCCCUUUCUGCUGUCUCUGAUAGGCUGAUACCUGCAGUUUAAUAACCUGGGCCUGCAAGUAGUUCUUUGGGAGGUUAUAGUCUCUGCUCAUGGCAGAGGGGUUCUUCAGGUCCCAGUUUCUGUAGGCUCCUGCUGCUAUUCUCUUGGAAGAAGUUGCUAAAAGGAACGGCUUUUUAUUGCCUCCUGGCUGAUUUUCCUUCUUUAGCUCACCCAAAUUGGUUGCACCCCCACAGUUCAACCACUGCCUCCUAUCACAAAUUAUGUUCCUGUAUCCAUGGUCUUGGUGCAGUAUAUUGCCAGUAGUAUGUAGUUUUAAAAUUUCUGUUCAGCUUGUGGAAAUGAUAGCACAUCUUCAUGUUGGUGUUUUCCUGUCCAAUAUAGAUACUGUAUCAGCAAUUCUUUAGCCAAUAUGUAUUGUGUCCAGCUGACUGCAUCUCACUUACCCUUGUGUGAGAAGGACUCCCAAAACGCAGCAAAUCCUAAAAUGGUGGUUCUGGAUGCUGGACGUUUCCAGGUCAGCCUUGUUCAUUUAACAGAUUUGUUCUUCUAUAUCUUAUCAGUAACAUUUCUGGAGUGUACUUGGAAAUGUAGGGUGAAAUCAUGAUAUAUGCUCAAAAAUAAUCAUAUAAUUAUUAUUUUACAAACACUUUUAUUUGACCAAUAUUUUAAUUUUUUUUAAUAUUGUUUAAUUAUGUGCAGAAUAUUAAUACAUCCAUCAAUAGGCACAUUAGGCAGAUAUUCCUUAUGCGCUAUAUCCAUCUUUUCUUUGUAUACAAGGGUGUCCUGAAAACCUGGUGAAUGAGUCAGUGAAAGACUAUCUCUGAAUGUGUGGGUGAUCUUGUCUUUUUUGCAUUACAGAAAAUGAGGGCUGCUGAGCGCACUGGAAAUGAAAGGUACUUCCAAUCUCUUAAUGAGGAACGAGGUGCUGCCUCUUGUACUGGUGAGUGAUUAUCUAUGUUGGAAAAUUAAACAUAAUGAAAAUGAGUUGCUGUUAGAAUCAUUACUAGUGUUUCACACCUGUAUUUCUGUCAAAGAAAAUGUGCCUGUAUACUGAUAAGUCCCAACACAUUCUUUGCUGAUUCUUUUCUGGAGUUUUGAGUGUUCCUGCUCACUGUAGUCUACCACUAAAAUAUCUGCAUAAAGGAAAUGUAAUGAAGCUUGUAUGUUUAAACAGUCACAGAAUUUCUCUGCAGUGAUACUGGCUAAAAUUUUAAGAAGGCAUUCUCCUUGAGUGAGUUGCUCCUCCACUCAAGUUAUAACUUACUUUUAUCAUUUAUAUACUGUCCUUUGUAGACCUCAUGUGAGCCAGUGUGGUGUAGUGGUUAAGAGCGGUGGUCUCGUAAUCUGGGGAACCGGGUUCGCGUCUCCGCUCCUCCACAUGCAGCUGCUGGGUGACCUUGGGCCAGUCACACUUCUUUGAAGUCUCUCGGCCCUACUCACCUCACAGAGUGUUUGUUGUGGGGGAGGAAGGGAAAGGAGAAUGUUAGCCGCUUUGAGACUCCUUAAAAGGGAGUGAAAGGCGGGAUAUCAAAUCCAAACUCCUCCUCCUUCUUCUUCUUCUUCAUGGCAGGUUCUGCAUUGAUUUUAUUUAGUUGAAUAUUAAAAUCAGUUAAACCAUCAAGUUAUUUACCUUCCUUGAUAACAAGCAUAUUAUGCAUAAAGGGCCUGACAAAAGUUGGCAUCUAAAACUGUAGGUUUGGCACCAAAUGAAUUUCCAAGGGAAGUGAAUUUCAAAACUGGGGUGUUAAAACUGAGAAGUCUUGCUGUCAAGAUACUAGGAGAUCUCAAGUUACAGAAUUGAGGAGGAAGAUUGUCUUUUGGGUAACUUUGUCCUAGGCCUUAAAAUGCUUAGUCUGUGAAGACUAAGACCUUGAAUUUGACUCAGUAGCUAAUGCCAAUGUUUAAAGACUGGUGUUACAUGGUCCCAAGACCUUGUUGAUCACCACAGCAGUUGCAGCUUCAAAACUUUCUUCCUUCAAACUCAUCAGUAGAGAAGCAAGGCUCUUUCUACCCCCAUAUUCACCCACCCCCAAUUUUACCUGUUUAAUUCUAUAGUCUGUGCCAUCUGGAUACUUGUUGAAUGCCAUAGUGUACAUUAAGUGCUCGACUUGUGGCAGCAAACUUCCUCCAUUACGACCAACCACCAUGUCAUCCUGUGGUCACAACUGCUGUCUUUUCUUCCUAAAGCAAGGAGCAUAAAGUAGACAACUGUUCCCAUUGCCAGAGGCAUGUGAGAUGAGCAUUCCAAAACAGGUCCACAAGUGCCAGCUAAGCAGUUGCACUCAAUAUCAGCACCCAUUUCUGUUACAGAUCUCUCUGCGGUGCUGCACCUUCAAGACAUGGUUGCUUGUACUAGGGCAAUCUCCUUUAGCCACAUGAAAACACCCACCUUGGUAUCAAUCUUGGCUUUAGUACCGAAGAUGGAGAUUACUAGAUGUGGAUCACUGUGCCAAGGCUAUUUUGAUAAAAUAAAAUGCGGCUCUUGCUAUUUUAUCACUUCUCCAUGAUUAUAAAGGCCUCAGUUGAAAGCAAGAAACUGUAGGCUUUGCACGGAAGGUAGAGCAAAACCUUGUGAUUCCACUUCCCUUACCAGUUUUAUAGAAGCUACUUAAACUGUUGUGACUCUCCUGUGAACUUAUUUUUUGAAAUUUAUGAUAUAAAAUAUCUAGCUGUUGGUGUUGAGUGUAAAUUAGGAUUUAAUUAUCAUGGCUUCUGUGUUAUAUAUUGACACAUGCAUUGUUUGCUUAGGUCAGCAUCCUUCAGGAGUGAAAACAACAGGUGAAACAACUACUAGGCGUGGAAGAGGAAUUGCCCGAUUUCUGGAGAGUGUCUCAAAGCAGUCCAGCAGUUAGACAUUUGCAGUACAGUGCCUCCCAUUCAGAACAGCUCUGCAUAUAAUGAUUCCCACCAUCUUUGGGAAUAUAAAUACUUUAUAUUUCCUUGGUCUGUCAUGUGUUAAAUAUUAUCUUUGUUUAAUGAAAAAAGCCAUUCUAAUCCCAUUGCAAGGGGUAAAAUUUAAGUUUUUAAGAUAACAAAUGUUAUUGUGAGUUGUGAAAUAUUAUUUUUUUAUGUAGGAAUUAUUAGGAGAAACUUGAAAUAAUGAAGUCAGUAGGAUAAGAGAUUAGAUAAUGAAACCAGAAAGGCAACUUUGUGAAAUGAUGUCUGGAUUUUUAAGUUCUGUUGUGCCUUUUCUUUAGAGCAAAGCCUACUGGUACCUUACUGAAGUAAACCUUUGCUAAGGAACCAGUUGCAAUUAUGUUUUUUUAAUUCUAGGAUUUGUUAUUCUAGGAUUUGGUAUGGUACCAAUUAUAUAUUGUUUUUGUCAGAGGGGCAAGGUUUUGGUAUAAAGCCCUUAAAUUAGCCAACAAUAGAAGCAACAUACAUUUUUUGGUAAAACUUGCAAUCAGGUAAUAUCUCCCUCACAAAAGAAAAAAACCUAUGAAGUUCUAUAAAGGUACUACAAUGAUGUACUUUAAAAGUUGUUUUAAAACCAUCUUUUUCCUUUCUUUUGUGUUAUACAUACAUUCAGUCAUUUAGUACAGAAAGCUUCUAAAUCUUAACCAUGAUAGACCAGCUUGUGUGUUUAAUUAAACACUUCUUUCCAAUUU
Molecule: messenger RNA, 13987 nt
Organism: Podarcis lilfordi (Lilford's wall lizard)
Lineage: Eukaryota; Metazoa; Chordata; Lepidosauria; Squamata; Lacertidae
Source: the annotation of a GenBank genome assembly